CGGUGAUGUGCCGUGUCAUUGUUUACCAGCCUACAUACAGAGAAAGAGAAGAAGAAGAAAACGAGCGAAGAAGACACGAAAACGAACGUCGCUUGAAUUAUUUUUAUCAGUACCAUGCCGAAGAGGAAAGUUACGUUUGAGGACGGGGACGGGGAGUUUGAGCUGGAUGACGACCUCCCAAACAAAAAGAGUGCUGAGGUCGUGAGUGGACCAGGCUCCAGGUUUAAGGGCAAACAUUCCCUUGAUAGCGAUGAAGAGGAUGAAGGGGAAGAGAAAAACAGCAGCAAAUAUGAUAUUCUGGCCAGUGAUGACGUUGAGGGCCAAGAGGGAGCAACAAUUGACUUUGACGAGGGAGUCUCUAUUACACCUUUCAACCUGCAAGAGGAGAUGCAGGAAGGACACUUUGACUCCGAGGGAAACUAUUUCAUCAAAAAGGAAGAACAGAUUAGAGACAACUGGCUUGACAACAUUGACUGGGUGAGAAUUAAAGAACAGCCCUUCAAACAAAAGAAAAAAGGUCUUGGAGCCAAACGGAAACGCAGAGUUGGUGAUGAGGAUGAGGCUGAGGAAGAGAAACAGAGAGAAGAGAAGCAGGCAGACAAAGAAAAUGAUGAUGAAGAAGAAGAAGAGGAGGAGGUGGAGCCCGCAGAGGACCCGCUGGCAUCCUACACGCAGCAUCAGCUCACUGAAGCUGUGAUUGAACUGUUGCUUCCUGGGGAGACAGUUGCCAAAGCGCUUCGUCGGCUAGGAGGCCUUGGAGGACAGAAGAAGGGGAAGCUGAGGGAAGAGAGUGAACCCACAGAGGAGACCAAAAGGGAUACAGAAAAGCUUGACAGGCUCACAGCACUAGCUGACAGAUUGGUUGGAUCUGGGAUGUUUGAGAUCUAUCAGCAAACAUAUGAAAAACUGGCCUAUUUGUUGAAGAGCAUGAGCAGCACCCGACCAGCUGUGGGGAGGGAACACGGCGGUGAUGGUGAUGAAGAGGAAGACGAACUCGACAUGUUUGCAGAUAAAUUUGACGAGUCGCAUACAGCGGAUAAAAAGGAAGCAGAAGACAAUAAAGUGAGCGAUGAGGUGAUGUGGGAGUACAAAUGGGAAAAUAAGGAUGAUUCUGAAGUUUUUGGCCCCUUCACCAGUCAGCAGAUGCAGGAUUGGGUGGAUGAAGGCUAUUUCAGCUCAGGUGUUUACUGCAAGAGGGUUGACCAGGAGGGAGCUCAGUUCUACAACUCAAAGAGACUGGACUUUGAGCUCUAUACAUGAUCAGUGUCCCAUAAAUGAAUCAUAACCACCAUGGUCACUCUGCAGUCACAUUUUGCCCUCGAUCUAUCUUCAGUCUUUUGUCCAGGGCUUUGGUGUCAGAUCUAUCAUUUUAACAGGGGCUUUGUUUUCUGUGCAUUGGUUUUAAAUAAAUAACUCAUGUAUGUGG
Molecule: messenger RNA, 1426 nt
Organism: Epinephelus moara (kelp grouper)
Lineage: Eukaryota; Metazoa; Chordata; Actinopteri; Perciformes; Serranidae
Gene: cd2bp2
Product: CD2 (cytoplasmic tail) binding protein 2
Exons: 7
Coding region: 115-1260 (381 amino acids)
Cellular component (GO): U5 snRNP
Molecular function (GO): protein binding
Source: RefSeq, a predicted model, not a curated record